AAAAUCGUGGCCAGUUGUAAUUCGAGCAGUGCGGUGGCACGACGUGGUGACCUGAUAAAAGAAUUAAACAAGACUAGUGAUUAUUAACCAGACGUGCCCAUUUGUGAUCUCAGCAUAGUGGGCUCUAUACAACCAUUAAACCAGCUGCAAUUGCAAUUAGAAAUAAAUAUAUAUAUACAAAUAAAAAAAAUGGCACAGCCAUCAGUAGCUGCAUUCUUUACCAAUCGCAAACGCGCUGCUUUGGAUGAUGCCACCAGCAUUAAGAAUAGGCGUUUGGCGGAACCCGCUGAAACAGUCGCCCCAGCCCCCUCACAAUUGCCCGUCGGCGACCAGGAUGCGGAUUUGGAUACUCUUAAGGCGGCGGUCAGCGGCAUGCGGACACGAUCUGGACGCACUGCACGCCUGAUUGUCACCGCCGCCCAGGAGAGCAAAAAGAAGACAUCGUCUUCCGCGAAAAUGGAAGCACAUAUCAAACAGCCUAAAUUGGUGCAGUUUAUCAAGAAGGGCACUUUAUCGCCUAGGAAACAGGCUCAGUCCAGCAAACUGGACGAGGAGGAGCUGCUGCAAUCAUCGGCUAUUAGUGAGCAGACCCCUAAGGUGAACUUCACCAUCACCAGCCAGCAGAAUGCGGAUAAUGUUCAGCGUGGCCUGCGGACUCCAACUAAGCAGAUCCUGAAGGAUGCGUCGCCCAUUAAGGCGAACGGCUUGGAUCUGCGCCGCCAGCUCACCUUCGACGAGGUGAAAACCAAGGUGUCGAGGAGUGCUAAGCUACAAGAACUGAAGGCGGUGCUAGCCAGGAAGGCGGCCCUCGAGCAAAAGCGCAAGGAGCAGGAGGAGCGCAACCGGAAACUCCGAGAGGCAGGACCCUCCCCUUCGAAGUCCAAGAUGAAUGUACAGCUGAAGGAGUUCGACACCAUCGAACUGGAGGUUCUUACCAGCCCUUGCAAGACCUUUAAGACGCCCACAAAAUUGCCACCACCCACACCGGACAAACAUGAGCUUAUGUCGCCGCGCCACACGGACGUCUCGAAGCGAUUGCUCUUCAGUCCGGCCAAAAAUGGAUCUCCAGUCAAAUUGGUGGAGGUUCCAGCCUACAAGCGAUACGCUAAUUUGGUGGAAACCAGCCGCGCCGGCCAACUCCCCUUGCCGUACAAAUACCGCCACUUACUGGACGUGUUUAAGGGUCUCGAUUCCGUGGUGGCCAUGUUCCACAACCGCAAGGAGACCAUCACAUUCAAGAAAUUGAAACCAGCAGUGCAACGCAUGCUGCGCAAGAAUUUCACCGAGACCCAUUUGGCCCAGAUCAGGCACAUCUAUCCGGAGGCUUUCAUAUUUAGCCAGAUGAAGAUGCGCAAUUUUGGAUCGGUGUCCAAAGCCGACUACUUCCAGCUGAUCAUCAGCCCCAAUGUAGAGCCGCUGCCCGAGCAGCAACAAUCAGAGAAACCGCAGCGUUUUGCUAAGAUCGAUGAGGAUGAUGUGCUCGCGUCGGCCCAGUCGACGUCUAUGAAUCCACACGUCAUGACCGCACGCAUGCAGCGCUUCCAGAGCCUAUUGCUCGAUCGAGUGAUGCGGGCACACGACCAGUUCCUGCGCUCCCAGGAUCCGCCGAUCAUCAUUGAUAAGGCGCUGACCCGCUGGCAUCCACAGUUCGAUCUGGAGAGCUGUCCGGAGGUGGAGCUGGCCCAGCUACCACAGCCACCGAAUGUGGAGAAGUACUCCUCGGCCAAGGAUAUUCUAUCUACUGCCCGAAAUCUUUUCAACUGCGCCACCCCGAUGGAGAGAGCAAUGGAUCGCUAUGAGGCCAAGUUAGAGGCGGACAAACAAGCGGCUGAAAGCAAUAAAAAGGCAGAAGAGCAGCCGACAGGAGUAGUCACUAAGACAAGUACGGGAACUCAGGCAACGCAGGAUGUACCGGGAGUAUCAGCAUCUCAAGGAAAACCUGCUGUUCCUGAAGCAACCGAUCAAACAACCACUGCCAAGCCUACGGUAAAAGAAUGCACAGCCCCAGAUGUCGGUUCCAAUCUACUGAAGGGCUUGCCAAAGUCACUGAUAGAGAAAAUCCGUGCUAAACAGGCAGCCAAGGCUUUGGAGGCGAUGACUAGGUGUCCAUCACAGGAUCAGGAGGCCACCAAGUACUCACGUUUGCCCGAACUGGCCAGACACCUGCGAAAUGUCUUCGUUACCGAGCGAAAGGGAGUGCUUACCCUGGAAGUAGUCAUUAAAAAGAUUCAGAACAGCUUCCGCGCCAAUCUCACACCUCAGGAAAUCGAGAAGCAUCUAAAGUUGAUCGCCAAAGAGCUGCCAAACUGGGCAUCAUUCCAUGAGGUGCGCAAAACCAUGUAUCUCAAGAUCGCCAAGGAUAUGGACAUGAAUAAGAUCAUCGAGGCGCUGGAGAGCGUGGCGAACGCAAAGAGCACUUGAAUCGGAUAUGCGCAUACGAAACCAGGACGCGGGACCCCGUCGAGCAAUGACCCUGUGGCUAAAUCCAGCUAUAUCAUUAAGUACUUGUUUAACUAGCUAACCAUUACUUUAUACAAAUAACCGGAUUAGGCUAAGCUCCUUGUGUUCCAACCAUACUGACAUUUCCACAUUGAAAAAGCACCUUGACAACCAGGAUUGGAUUCAUCACAUUUACCCAAGCAAUCUUUAGAACAUAAUUUUUUGGACCAACCGUUUAUACAUUCAUAUUUAUUAGUUUUAAGGCCAUUUUUCAUGUUGUAUCACGUUAAAUAAAUAAAUAUUUUUGCUGGAAAAUUGA
Drosophila eugracilis is the source of this 2758-nucleotide messenger RNA. RefSeq names its product DNA replication factor Cdt1 (gene dup). NCBI's taxonomy places the organism in Eukaryota, Metazoa, Arthropoda, Insecta, Diptera, Drosophilidae. Gene Ontology annotation, biological process: DNA replication checkpoint signaling; DNA replication preinitiation complex assembly; regulation of DNA-templated DNA replication initiation. The transcript has 3 exons. Gene Ontology annotation, cellular component: nucleus. The record is from RefSeq and is a predicted model, not a curated record. Gene Ontology annotation, molecular function: DNA polymerase binding; DNA binding. Bases 190 to 2421 code for a protein of 743 amino acids.